AGAAAGUCCCAAUGAAAAGGAAUCUCUAUGUUUCAGAAGAUUUAGAAUGAUUUGUCUCUUCAUUAUGUAUGGCUUAAUUAUAGCCUACAUAAUUUACUACCUCCUUAGUUUUACUGGUCCUUCAUCACUACAAAUGUCAAGAUCAGUCGACGCUGUACCUGUUCCUGCUGUUAUUUUUCUCUCCGGAUCCAGUCUGAUUAAUAAUAAUAUUACAUGUACUUUCUCUGAUACAACUGUUACUGAUUGUAGUAUAAAAAUCAAAUAUUUCACAGAUUACAGCAUUUAUUUUGACAAUAAUGCUUUAUUUUCAAGUUCAUCGAUUAUUGAAUUUGAUAUUUACGCAGCUGAUUCAAGUAACUUUUUUUAUCCAGUCGUAAUUCUACUUGAUCCAGAGACAUAUAACCAAAUAGAUCUUAGUGGUUUCUUUUCUGGCGGUAGCAUAAUUGGUGGUAGCAUAGGCUCAAAGACCACUAGUAAUAUUCAAGACAAACUUUCUUCAUUAUUAUAUGAAAAUAUUUACACACUUUCGCCAUUUCAAGAGAAUUAUAUAUUUUUAGAGCGCAUUCAAUAUCAAGACCUCGACACUUCUUUAGAAAAAGCCAAGUUUACUAAAGUUACCAGUAAAACUUCCGAACAUAGAGUUAAUUAUUAUGGGUUGUCAACUAGGAUAUUAUCGGUUGGACAAUAUAGCAAUGCUAAUUUUCCGAAUCAAACUAUACCAUAUACUACUUUACAAAUUUCUAAUAUGUCAUCAAUUUUAACUACUUAUACGCAAGUAAAUAAAGUGAGCUCGACCACUGUUGUUAGCUUUCUUUCUGGACUUGGUGGUUCAACUGCUUUCCUUUUGGUUAUAUAUAAAUUCUGUUUCGGCGGCUACAAGCCACCAGGCUUAUUAAAACCAGUCUUACCUAAAGAAUGGACUACGUCUGAGACUACGGAUGAAGAGGCUACGACUCCGACAGAUAGCAAAGGGUAG
Dentiscutata erythropus is the source of this 976-nucleotide messenger RNA. Lineage: Eukaryota; Fungi; Glomeromycota; Glomeromycetes; Diversisporales; Gigasporaceae. The record is from the annotation of a GenBank genome assembly.